This is a messenger RNA of Colletotrichum destructivum, 981 nucleotides long. RefSeq names its product Putative aldo/keto reductase, aldo-keto reductase, NADP-dependent oxidoreductase. NCBI's taxonomy places the organism in Eukaryota, Fungi, Ascomycota, Sordariomycetes, Glomerellales, Glomerellaceae. Gene Ontology annotation, molecular function: oxidoreductase activity. The transcript has 4 exons. The record is from RefSeq and is a predicted model, not a curated record. The coding region runs from base 1 to 981 and encodes 326 amino acids.
AUGGCGCCCCCUAUCUGCACAAAGACGUUCAAGCUGAACAAUGGCCUCGACUUCCCUGCCGUCGGUCUGGGCACUUGGCAAGGCUCCCAGGGGACGGACGAUGAAAGGGCUCUGGAGGAGUCCAUCAUCCACGCGCUCAAGUCCGGUUACCGUCACAUCGACACGGCCCAGAUCUACGGCGUCGAAGAGGUGGUGGGCAGGGCCAUCCGCAACAGCGGCGUCCCCCGCUCCGAGAUUGUCGUCGUCACAAAGUUCUGGGGCCACUGGCACCACGACCCGGCCGCGGCGCUCCAGAUCUCGCUCGACGCCCUCGGGCUCGACUACGUCGACGUCUUCCUCAUGCACUGGCCCUGGGCCACGACGCCCGCCCCGGAGAGGAAGGUGUUGAGGAAGUGGGAGAGCCCGACCUUCAUCGAGACGUGGAAGAAGAUGGAACCCCUGGUUGGCGACCGGUGCCGGGCCAUCGGCGUGAGCAACUUCAUGCCCAAGGUCCUGGACGAGUUGCUCGCCGAAGCCACGGUUGUGCCCGCCGUAAACCAGGUCGAGCUGCACGCCUUCAACCCGAACCUGAACCUUGUGCCCUACUGCCAGGAGAAGGGCAUUGUCGUCACCAGCUGGAGCACGCUGGGUGGCUCGCGCGGGGCCAAGAACGAGAUCCUCACACACGAGCUCUUCACCGGCAUCGCCAAGGCGCACGACGUCUCGCCGGGCGUCGUCUCGCUCUCCUGGGCGGUGCAGCGAGGCGUCGCGGUCAUCCCGAAGAGCGCGACCAAGUCUCGUAUCGAGGAGAACAUCCGCCUCGUCACCCUAACCGACGAGGAGAUGACCAAGAUCAACGAGGCGCACAAGACGAUCAAGAGGGAACGCUUUUCCAACGGCAUCGCCUCACAGCACCACGAGAUCGACGGCAAGGUGGCCCAGCAGGGUUGGACGUACGUGGAUAUGGGCUACGAAGACGAGGACGGCAACUGGUUGGCGUAA